Molecule: messenger RNA, 864 nt
Organism: Spizellomyces punctatus DAOM BR117
Lineage: Eukaryota; Fungi; Chytridiomycota; Chytridiomycetes; Spizellomycetales; Spizellomycetaceae
Exons: 7
Coding region: 61-696 (211 amino acids)
Source: RefSeq, a predicted model, not a curated record
UCACGUCACAGCGAACACCACCACUUGCUGCCAAACUCAAUCUGCAAAACAUCUGCGAAAAUGAAGUGGCUCCUGUUGUGUUUCCUCGUCCUCAUUGCCACUGCACAAGCACACAAGAAUCACAAAAGUCGGGUCGUCGAGUUGACAGAUGCUAACUUAGAUGAAUUGGUGUCGAACGGUCGAUGGGUUGUCGAAUUCUAUGCCAAUUGGUGCGGCUUCUGCAACAAAUUUGCGCCCGAAUAUGAGAAUCUUGCUCGAGACGUUGCGAAAGAGCUGCCAACGGUACGCGUUGGACGCGUAGACAUUGACCAGAAUCCCGCAGCUACAUCGCGCUUCAUGGUCCAACGACUUCCAUCGCUGUAUUUUGUUGAUAAUCAGCAAGUUCGUUCGAUGGAAGUGACCCGGCAAGCCAGCAGUAUUCUGGAAUAUCUGAAAGAGGAGAAGUGGCAGGCAGAAAAACCUUGGAACCAGUGGUUGUCGCCUUUCUCGAUAGGAAUGAAGCUGUUGGGUGCUGUGGGAUCAUUUGGACAAAAAAUUGUUUCCCUCACCAGUCAUUUUAAGGAUACGGUCCCUGCUUGGGGGUUUGUUGCUAUUGGCGCCGGGGUUUUGCUGGUGCUAGCGGUACUCGGCCGAGUACUUGCACCCGCACAGCCGUCCCCUAUUCAGCCUCUUAAGGAAGCCAAAAAGACCCAAUAAAUUAUGUCCCCACGUCUCAGCCUACUGAUGGCCUUAAUACUAGAACACAUCCCGGGCUUGGGGCCAUUUACAGCCAAGGAGUGGAUUAGUGCCAUCCACUUUAAACGGCCGACAAUGCCUUAAAUUGUUCGAAUACUCAUUAGCUUAUAGCAGUUUUGUUGCCAUGGA